Molecule: messenger RNA, 1020 nt
Organism: Cladophialophora yegresii CBS 114405
Lineage: Eukaryota; Fungi; Ascomycota; Eurotiomycetes; Chaetothyriales; Herpotrichiellaceae
Exons: 5
Coding region: 1-1020 (339 amino acids)
Molecular function (GO): oxidoreductase activity, acting on the CH-OH group of donors, NAD or NADP as acceptor
Source: RefSeq, a predicted model, not a curated record
AUGAGUCCGGCGGAGCGUCGACUGGCGAAGGGCGAAUGGGUGCUCGUGACAGGUGCCAACGGGUACAUUGCCACACACGUUGUGGAUGUGCUUCUCGAGGAGGGGUACAAUGUCCGCGGCACCGUGCGGGCCGCCAAACCAUGGCUCAACAAGUUUUUCGACGAGAAGUACGGCGCUGGGAGAUUCGAGACGCAGACAGUGGCGGCCUUGAAUGAGGAGGGGGCUUUCAACGAGGCCAUCAAGGGAGUGGGAGGGGUGGUUCACGUGGCCACCGACACGUCGAUGAAUCCGGACCCGGACGCCGUCAUCUCGGGGGUCGUGGCCGGGACCAUCAACCUGCUCGAGGCCGCUGCUGGGGAAUCGUCCGUGAAGAGCGUCGUUUUGACGUCUUCGUCCACCGCGGCCCUCAUACCGGAGCCCAAUAAGGAGAUUGUCAUUGACGAGAACACGUGGAAUGACUCGGUCGUGGAAGCCGUGCACACAAGGCAGGCUCCCCCGGAGUUCAUGCCCUUCAUGGUCUACGCGGCGUCCAAGACGGAGCAAGAGCGCGCCUUCUUCAAGUGGGCCAAAGAGAACAAGCCCGGCUUCGCUGUGAACAGCGUGCUUCCGGACAUGAAUAUAGGCAAGGUCCUCAUGCCAGAGGGAUCGACCAGUACGAUGGGCUGGGUCCGUGGUCUGCUCCGGGGCGAUGGACACAUGAUAAAACUGACGCCGCCUCAGUACUUCAUCGACGUCCAUGACGAUGCUCGCGUCCAUGUCGCCGCACUGCUCGACCCGACGGUUCAGAAUGAGCGGCUCUUUGCCUUUGCGCAGGUCUUCAACUGGACCGACAUCAUCGGCAUCCUGACCAAGCUGAGGCCUGACAACUCACAAAUUCCCAAGCCUCCGGUGGACGAGGGCCACGAUAUCACGCACGUGAAAGGGCGGAAGAGGGCCGAGGAGCUCAUCAAGUCGUUCUUUGGCGUGGCCGGGUGGACGGGCUUGGAGGAGAGUGUCGCGGCGGGGAUUGAAGAUUUGUAG